AUCGAGCCACUAUCCAAAACACUGAAACGUCCGCAACUCCCUCCACUCACUUGGGAUUUCGGGAUAUGCAAGCAGCAAAAUGUCCUACUACUUUACCAUCCUCUCCCCGACCGACGUCCCCCUUUUCAAUAUCGCCUUCGGCACCUCCAAAUCUGGUGGCGAUGGCAUCGCCCGCUUCCGCUUUCCGGAUACAGCUCAGUACAUGAACCAAUUCAUCAUCCAUUCGAGCUUGGAUAUUGUCGAGGAGGCGCAGUGGAUGAAUGGGAAUAUGUACCUCAAACAUAUCGACACCUACCCUCCCGCCUCAGCCUACAUCUCCGCCUUCCUAACCCCCUCCGGCGCGCGGUUCCUUUUACUGCACCAACCGCCCCAACUACCCAACACCGGCUCAGCCACCGGCGCCGGCGGAGGCGGCGGCUCAUCCGGAAGUAUCCUCGGCGGCUCGUUCUCGGCCUCGGCGCUCGGGUCGUCGCGCGCGUCGGCCAGCUCCAUCGCGGCGAAUCCCACCAGCCCGCAGACGGAAGAGGCGGUGCGCCAGUUCAUGACGGAGGUGUAUGAGAAUUACGUGAAGACGGUCAUGAGUCCGUUUUAUCGGCAGGGGAUGGAGAUUCGGAGUGCGGUGUUUCGGUCAAGGGUUACGGCUGCGGGGAGAAAGUGGUUGUAGAUCUUAUCUUUGG
Messenger RNA from Aspergillus saccharolyticus JOP 1030-1, 677 nucleotides. RefSeq names its product TRAPP subunit TRS20. The record is from RefSeq and is a predicted model, not a curated record. Bases 80 to 664 code for a protein of 194 amino acids. NCBI's taxonomy places the organism in Eukaryota, Fungi, Ascomycota, Eurotiomycetes, Eurotiales, Aspergillaceae. The transcript is spliced from 2 exons. Gene Ontology annotation, cellular component: TRAPP complex; cytoplasm; nucleus. Gene Ontology annotation, biological process: endoplasmic reticulum to Golgi vesicle-mediated transport.